This is a messenger RNA of Sus scrofa (pig), 3469 nucleotides long. The record is from RefSeq and is a predicted model, not a curated record. NCBI's taxonomy places the organism in Eukaryota, Metazoa, Chordata, Mammalia, Artiodactyla, Suidae.
ACCAUGGCGACGGGGGCGGGACGCAGCGCCUGAGCGCUCCGGGCUCAGCUAGAUUGCGGCCGCCUGGCCGCCUAGCGUCUGCUCCCGAGGGUUCCCAGAACUUGCAGUAUCACUUUUGUGGAAACCGGUUGGAGUGUAAAUUAAAAAAACAGGCAAUGGCUCUUGUGCCCCUUUCUGCAGAACCUGAACUCUGCCAAGUAGCUGCAAAAUGUUGAACAUGGAGGAACCACGGGAGACUUUCUCCACGAGUGAGGGCCACGGAGGUGAGAUCGUUGUGGAGACACACAUGGUGGAAUCCACGGAGUCUGCGUCCCACGUCCACCUGGCCUGCAGUCGGCAGCACUGUGCCUUCCCCUUAGAUGGAGAUGCCCUCUGCGUGUGGAGCACCCAGGACCCUUCCCACCAGCCGCUCAUCCUGAGAGGACACCUUCGUCCAGUUACCGCGGUGGCCUUUGGGAAUGCACACCCGCUCCUGCUCUGCUCUGCGUCCCGGGAUCGUGUCAUGAUGUGGAACCUGGGCGAAUGCGGAGAGAAAACGCUCGACGGGCAGCCUCCGCGAGGGACAGUCCUCCACGCCCUUCUGGGAGAGGUGCUGUGUUUAAGGCUUAGUCCCGACGACCGUGUUGCCGCAGUGUGUGCUGGAGAUCGAAUCCUCAUGCUGGACGCCGAGUUCUCCCAGAGCCGGCGUGCACUAGUCGAGCUGGGCCGUCACCGGGGCCCGGUGACUGCAGCUGAGUUUUGUCCCUGGCAGACGCAUAUCAUCAUCUCGGCGUCCGCGGACAGAAGCUUUAAGGUUUGGGACCGCCGAAAGGGAUCGCUCAUACACAGCUCAUCAGUGUUGACAGCCUCCUCUCUCCUGAGUCUCGUCCUGGACCCGGGCAGCCAGCAGCUGGUGGCCGGCAGUGCGGACGGCCAGCUUUGGGUGUUCAGUUUGGCUGAAGGUCACCAUUAUCGCCCUGUGACUCGAGUUGACCUAAGGAAACAGAGGGACACUUUCUCCACCAGGAAGCUGAGCAGCUGCCCAGAAGACAGCCAGCUUCCUCCCACUAAGGAAGAGGUCGAAGAGACACUUCCUGUGCUGAGCCUGGCCCCCUGUGAGUGUGAACUGAACGCCAGCUGCUUGUGGAUUGGAAGCUCGGCUGGUUUAUUCAUAUUUAACUUGGCAAACUUUGAAUUGGAGGCUGUUUUACAUUUCAAGGAGUUCGGGAGCCUCAGCAUUCAAGUUGCCGGAUCGUGUGCGAUGAUGAGCAGACCCUGCGGUCGUAAGGCCUUCUGCCUGCUCUCGGCCUUGUUUGGGAAGAAGAUCGCCCUGCUGGAGGUGGACCUGGCCGCCCUGCUGAGGUCGCAGCCGCACCCCGGCGUGGGGGCCCGUCUGUCUGUGCUGCCCAGCUCCGGUGUCUCAUCGACCUCUCCCCUGUAUUUUGGACCCGUUGAAGAAACAAGUGCUAAGCUGGCUCCUCAGAAACAAUCUGCUGCUCGGGCCGUCGUAAAGGACCAGCCCCUGGUUUUCCACAGUAAAGUCACGUCGUCUGGAUACACAGCUGCCCCGCGUGUGGCUAUGUUUUCACCAAAGACCAAUGUCCAGAAUGAUGGUAAAAGACCUUCAAAAUGCAAGAACAAUUCCCGAUGCAAGGAUUAUCCUUUGGAGAGUCCUCUGCCAAGCAAGCUCAGCAGGCAGCUUGCUGUGUCCCACGACCAGGCCGCUGUGCACUGUGUUCAGUAUUCAGGAGAUGGACAGCGGCUGGCCUGUGGCUUAGCCAACCACCUAUCCCUGGUUUUCAGUGCUGACCUCACCGGGACACCUGCUGUUUUUUCAGGUCACAGCGGGGCCGUGAGCACCGUGUGCUGGAGCCACGACGGCAGGUGGCUGCUGUCUGCUUCCCAGGACGGGACACUGAGGGUGUGGUCGGCCCGCAGGCCGGAGCUGGCGCUGUGUCUGGGCAAAGACAUGUUUCCCAAGCCUGUACGAUCUGCGCAGUUUUACUACCUGGACGCGUUUAUUUUGUUAUCCUCGGGCCCCGAGUUCCAGCUGCUCAAGUGCCACAUCAGCACCAGCAGAGACGACGUCAAAAGGUACAAGCAGAAGAGCAGGUGCACGCCUGUCUUCAGGCUCCCCACGACCGAGGCAGUGGAGGUGACCAGCUUAUCAGCAGUGAAUGAGUUUUAUUCCUACCUGGUGCUGGCCGCCGGCAGGAACAGGACCCUGGAGGUUUUCGACCUCAACGCGGGCCGCAGCGCCGCGCUGCUGGCGGGAGUUCAUUCUCGGCCCAUCCACCAGAUCUGUCAAAAUAAAGGCUCAUCAUUUGCAACCCAGCACCCCCAGGCUUAUCAUCUCUUUGCAACCACCGCCACUGGCGAUGGGGUGAAACUGUGGGACAUGAGAACCCUGAGGUGUGAGCGCCGAUUUGAAGGCCAUCCGAACCGCUGCCAUCCGUGUGGAAUCGCCUGGAGUCCUUGUGGCCGAUACGUGGCCUGUGGUGCCGAGGACAGACACGCUUACCUGUACGAGACCGGCUCCAGCACUUUCUCUCGCAGACUCGCAGGACACAGCGACACGGUCAUGGCCGUGGCCUUCAGCCCGUCUGCCGUCCAGGACCUGGCAGGCGGCACACGCUUGAUGCAUAGUCGGGAGCGCCUGCUCCACACCGCAGCUCACGGCAACGCGGAACCAGUGAACGACCGACCACAGUUUCCAGCGCAUGUGCUGUUGGAUUCCUCUAGAAGCUCGCCUGUGAGCAGCGCACUGACGGAAGUGCCAUGUUCGUUCACAGUCCCGUUCCCGGACCCUCCGCCGCAGGCCUCAUCAUUAUCGGGAAGUUGUUGUCUGAACGCGUCAAGGUGGACAGAUUCCACGCAGGCAGUGAACAGUGGGCUCUGAAUCUAAAAUGUUAAGACGUGGCUGUAAAGUACCGGAUGCUUCUCUCGUCGAGACACGAGUGCCCAGGCCUCUUCCUCACGAAUCUGUGUGUCCUGAUGACCGUCCUGACGCUUCAGCGGGACCGAAGGAGCCGUCUGCGUUCCAAGGCCGAGCCAGCGAAGCUCACGCGGCUUCCACUUUGUUGGCUGGACUCUUUGCCCUUGGGCACCAGACACCCCGUGAGGCCGCUGUGCCGGAGGCUUGCGGAGGUGCCCCUGCAGCAGCCCAGCUGAGCCCAGCAGGUGACGCCAUCCGUGCGACGUGGAACAGAGUCCCCGGCUGGACUUGCCUGGCUCUUGACCCACAAACCAUGAAAUCUCGCCACGGCCACCUUGGACGGCAAGCUUCAGCUGUUUCAGGCCGAGGGAUGCUGACCUGAGCCGGGGACUGUGACAGGCUCCUCCUCCUGCCCGUGGCUGGCUGUACCUACGCCCCCUCCUGCUGGUGGCCUUCCUGCUCCCUUCAAGGGUCCCCCUUAUUGCGAAAGGAGAAAUGAAUGGCAUCCGGGACUUCUGCACAGAAUUUGGUAAAGUUAAAAUAAAGAAAAAAAAA